Cuscuta campestris is the source of this 5324-nucleotide messenger RNA. The record is from the annotation of a GenBank genome assembly. Lineage: Eukaryota; Viridiplantae; Streptophyta; Magnoliopsida; Solanales; Convolvulaceae.
AAUGGUGAACAAUAUGGAUCACGGUUUGCCCAAGUUUUCUCUUCUAGGUUAUGAUGAUUGGAAGAUCAUGAUGGAAGCACACCUCUACGCUCUACAUGACUGUAUGUGGAUGGUGCUUGAGGAUGGACCCUUGAAAAUCCAAAUGGAGAAUCCUGAGAGGAAUCCAGCAACUCCAGACGUAGUCCAGUACAUUCCAAAGCCCAAGGAAAAAUGGGAUGAUAGAGAUUGCAAAAAGCACAAUCUGGACAACGUCGCCAAAGCAGCCAUCUUCAAGACACUUGAUCCCAUCACCUUCUCCAAAAUCAAACAUCUCAAGACUGCCAUGGAGAUAUGGCAAGGUCUUGGGAAGCUAUGUGAGGGAUCAGAGGACUUGAGAAAGCAGAAGAUAGAAGUCCUGCUUGAGAAGUUCAAAGGCUUCAAAAUGCUUCCCGGAGAAUCAUUUGAUAUGUUGGAUGAAAGAUUCCACAAAAUCUUAAAUGAUCUUGCCUCACUUAACCAUGUUCUUUCUCCCAAAGAAAAGAAUGUAAGGUUACUGAGAUCACUUCCAAAAGAGUGGUACACCAAGGCCACAGCCAUGGAAGAAGGAAGAAACCUGGAGAACUACACUGUCCAAGGUCUUCUUGAUGAGCUCAGAACCUAUGAGCACGAGCUGAAGAAGAAGAAGGAAGAACAAGUCACUCCCUUCCCCACAGCACUGAUGACAACUCCUAGAGUCCCAACAAGUGAAGGGACAUGCCCAAGAAGCUGUGACACCCCUUCCCCCAGCCAGCCGUCCAGCUCAAAAAUGGAGAACUACGAUGAGGAAUUAGCCAUGAUGAUCAAGCAAUUCCGGAAGUUCAAAAAGUUCUUCAAGAAAGCUGACUCAAUCAGAAGGCCAUCCAAGGGAAAGCCACAGGUAAGUGACUCUCCUCCUGAAUCUUAUUUGUGUUAUAACUGCAGGAAGCCUGGCCACUGGAAGUCGGCAUGCCCGUACCCAAAGGUGGAGAAGUACGGAGAAAGAGAAAGAAACGAGAAGAAAAAGAAGGCAAUGGUAGCUGCUGAAAGUGAUGAGUCAUCCAGCUCAAGCUCGGAUGAAGAAGCCCUCGUCUGCAUGGAGCGCAGAGUUGAAAAGUCCAACCAAGAGGAUAAGUGGACUAUGUCAGAAGAUGACUCUCUCUGCCUAUUGGCCAAAGAUGAUGCUGAUCAAGAGGUAACUUCACAAACCUCCUGCUCAUCUUCUUAUGAAAGCAUACCAACUUCUGAAAAUCUUUUUGACCAGUUCAAAAAGAUGAUGGUAGAUUUUGAAGAAAUAAAUCUCAAACAUUCUUCCUUAACAGAGGAGAACAAACUAUUGAGUGAAGAGAAUCUCAAGUUGACUGAAGGUCGGAAAAGUCAACUGGAUGAGAUCACUCAACUCAAGACUGAAAAUGAAUCUCUCUCUGAAAAGGUGAAAUCCCUUAACAAGGAGCUAGGGAUACUUAAGUUGAAAGAAGUAGUGGAUAAGCUUCUUGAAAUGACCAAACAUAAGGGUCGUGAAGGACUUGGGUUUGACCCCUCCAGUUCCAAAAGGAAAGGGAGAACAACUUUCAUCCCUCCUAAACCUACUGCCAAACCAAAUAGGCAGAAAGGAAAGGAAAAAGGAGAAACCCACAGAAGUUCCCAAAAAGAUAGGAGUUUUCUGAGAAAUUCUGAGUGGAGAACUAUGCCAAGAUAUAGUCAUCCUCCACCCCAGAAAUUAUUUGUGCCACCUAAGUAUGCUUAUAACCGACACAGGCCACACUAUGCACAACCUAGACAAAACUAUAGGUCUUACCAACCUUGGUUUGCUAGGAGGAAACAGGAACCUGCACCUCCUGCACAUAGGAAGUUUUAUGCCUACAACUAUGAUUACAAUCCCAACAAGUUUAGAGCUGCAAGGAAAAUUCCCUGCAACUUCAAACUUGAUGAAGCCGCUAAGUACCCAGGUGUCUGGUACUUAGACAGUGGCUGCUCAAGACACAUGACGGGUGAUGCGAGCCUUUUGAGCAAUCUAAUUCCCUAUGAUGGUCCAAGAGUUACUUUUGGAGGAAGCAAUGAUUUUGGCCUUACUAAAGGGCUAGGAAAUCUGGUGUACAAGGAACUAACCAUCCAAGCUGUUUCUUAUGUAGAAGGUCUCAAUUAUAAUCUUCUUAGCAUAAGUCAGUUUUGUGAUAAAGGUUAUUCCUUGGAAUUCUGCAAGGACAUGGCAUCUCUCAAGAACAUCUCCACAAAUGAAGUGAUUCUCACUGGGAAGAGAAUCAGAAACAUCUAUGAAGUGAUGUGGGAUAAUGUCAAGGAAACAUGUCUAAUCAGCAAAGGUGACACUAACCUUCUAUGGCUUUGGCAUAAGAGGUUGAGUCAUCUCAACUUCAAAACUCUCAACAAGCUGUCCAAAGAAGGGUUAGUAGAAGGUCUUCCCAAAGCUAUAUUCAGGAAGGAAUGUAACACCCUAAUCCGUCCAGGUUUUAGAGGCUAUAUAUAUCACGAUUAUGGAAAGAAUAUCUCACAUUCUUACAUUAUGGAAGGAACUUCUCGAGCUCUUUCUUAUACCAUAAGAUUCAUUGGUCUACUUGGUAGUCAUGCUCUUGGUAGCAAUCCAAGGUUCAUGGCUACAGCGGUCGAUUUAGGACGGGAAUUGGUAAGACGAAAAAUUAGGCUUACCUACGGAGGAGGCAACGUUGGCCUUCAAGGAGCUGUAGCUUCAACAGUCUAUAAUAAUGGUGGUAGAGUUAGAGGUUUCAUACCAGGAUAUAUAGCAACACGACAGGUUUAUGGACCUACAUACGGUGUAGAGUACACCGUUUCCAGCAAUUACUAUAAGUAUUUCAAGAUGAAUCAUAUUGUGGAAGCCUUCAUCGUACUUCCUGGAGGGAUUGACACUAUGGAAGGUUUAUUCACUUUGAUCUCAUGGGCAUCCGAAGGUUUACACAGUAAACCCAUUGGUCUUUUGAACAUUGACGGUUAUUUCAAUAACCUAAUCAAGUUUCUAGAUGAUGCGCAUGAUCAUGAGGUUCUGGAUCUAUCAGAAAAGGAUGAAGAAGUCAAUGAAGGAGAUAGAAUGAAGCCUACGGAGUUCAUUCCAUUCAGAAGUCUGCCACUAAAGACUUCACGGAGAAAUCCGGAUUCAGACAGUGCUGAGCCUUCCGGAAAUGUUGGUCAGCCUUCCAAUAUUCCGGAUCUCUCAAACGGCGACAAUUCCGGAAAUGGCGACCCAGUGCCAAUCCAUCCGGAAAUACCAACAACCUCUGUUCUUCAACCAGAAGCUGAACUAGAUCAACCAGUCAAUCCUAAUCAACACAAUCUUCGUUGGUUAAGGGAUCAUCCUCCUCAACAGAUCAUUGGAGAUAUUCAAUCUGGUGUUCGCACAAGGAGUGCCCAACAGAAUCUAGAAGCUAUGCUUGCUUGUUUCAUCUCACAAGUGGAACCAAAGAAUAUUGAAGAAGCUCUAGCUGAUUCUGAUAUUUUGAAUGAUUACUGGGUAUGGCAAAAGAACCCAGAAGACCUGCAUAUGGAAUACCUGGCCAACACACCAGUUUCAGACUGUGAAGCAGAUGAUGAAGACACUGCUGUCUUCAAGCCAGUCUUCACUAGAGCCACAGAAGAACAAAUGGCUCUCACCUCUGAAGAAAUAGCUGUUUUGGAAACAACAGCUGAGGAUUUCCCUAUCUUUCCGGAAACCUCAACUGCGUUUGAAAUGGUUCUGACUGAAACUAUUCAAGAGAAGGCAGCCUCUCCCCCACAAGAGCAGAACCAGGAAGCAACUGAAGAAGAAGAAUUUCAGCGACUGAUCCAAUCUCAAGUGUUCGAGAUCCUCACUACUCCUUGUGAGAUCUCCAAUCAGACACAACUUGAGAUUCUGGAAAAGUCAGCAGCAAUUCCGGAACAGCCAGCUAUUCCAGAAACAAUAGAGCAAGCUGUUGAAGUGCAAAGGCAUUCUGAAGAAGCUGAAAAGGAAACUCAAAUGGCAGAAGUGGAGGUCUCUCAAACUCCAGCAGCCAUCUUUGAAGAACAGAAUGCACAUGAAGAAAGAGACUCCCUCUCUAGGGACAUAUCAAACUUUGCCCUUAAUGAAGCAAUAGGAAUAUCUGAAAGGACACUGAAGGUCACUGAUGAAGAAGAUGUACAAGAAGAUGCUGAAUCUCUUCCUUUGCAACUCUUCAAAAGGACAUCAUCUCCUCAUCAGGUAACCAAUUUUCAUUUCCAUAGCUCUUCAACCCCUACCCUUCCGGAUGAGAUACCGGAAAUCUGGACAAAGAAGGUCCAAGAGCUGAUUGAAUCAGCCCUAGCAUCUCAACAUGCCUCCUUUAGGCAAGAGAUAGAGCUAAUGGAAGCCAAACACACUCAGCUGAUAGAAAAAUCUGAAGAGAAACACAGCGCUAAUCUCAAGGAGAUAAGUAAAUCAGUAGAAAAGACUCUAGAGAUCAUCUCUCUAUUGAGUAAAACUGUGAGCAAUACGAUGGAAAUAUACACCUCUGACAGUCAACUGCAAUUCAAUGAAUUCAACAAAGUCAAGGAGCAAAUAGCAAAUGUCACAGUUGGUCUACAAAAACAGAUGUCCCUUCUCCAAAUGGACAUCAGAUCAGCCCUAGCAAUAGCUUCAGCAAAUCAGGUAGUAACCAAAGAUUACUUGAAGGUGAUCAUUGACAAUCAAAAGGAAGCACACAAGCUGUUCAGACUUAUUGGUGCACAUACUGGAAACCGCAAGAUGGAAGUAAUUCUCCAACAACACAAUCCAUCUCCAAUACCACAGCUCCCAAUUGCAGUCAACAAAGGAGAAGCAUCUUAUAUCCCUUCUCAUCUGAACAUUACAAAUUUAAUCCUUGAAGCACAGCAAAGAAAUCCGGAAAACUCGGCACAGCACCUAUCCAGCUCAGGACUGGAUGGAACAGAAUUCAUAGGUGCAGUUGCUGACCACUUCUCAGAUGCUACUCAAUCAGAAGAAAGACGUGAAAACUUCAAGCGCAUCAAAGAACUGUGUGGGAACAUACAGGGCAUCAGUGAGGUUGCCGGAUCUUCAAAACGCAAAAGGAACUGAAGGUUCUUUUCAUCAAACCAGGGGGAAAGUAUGUGAAAACACUGUUUUGUUUUGAUGAAAAACCUUCUUGUUUAAACAUUACUUGAUUGGUUUAAACAUUGUUCAUAAGUAUGCUUAUUAUACUUGAUUAUGCUUAUGACUUUCUGAAGCGCAUACAUUCAGGGGGAAUGUGAUUCAGGGGGGAACUUAACUAGUUUUUGGCUAACAAUUGUUUUUGGCUAUGAAUUAUUGAUGAGCUCUAAGCAAUGGAAGUCAGAUAUCUCAGUUUUGGUACUAAAAUUGGAAAUCUCCG